This is a messenger RNA of Drosophila rhopaloa, 1883 nucleotides long. RefSeq lists its product as uncharacterized. Bases 283 to 1581 code for a protein of 432 amino acids. Lineage: Eukaryota; Metazoa; Arthropoda; Insecta; Diptera; Drosophilidae. Gene Ontology annotation, biological process: cytokine production; positive regulation of transcription by RNA polymerase II. The record is from RefSeq and is a predicted model, not a curated record. The transcript is spliced from 6 exons.
UGGCAUGGCAGUAGGCCCACAAAAUUGUUUAUACUCAAAGGAUAAAACUUAAAUAUUUAACUUUGUUCAUCUUCGAAGCUUCUGCAUAUUUCUAAGAUAAACAAAUGGCUCAACUACCUUUCCGCAUUUCCUGUUUACGAUAGUUUGAUAAUCGUUAUCGUGUAUCGAUAGUCGGGCACCAGAUAAUUUCAUUUGGCGUCUUUUUGUGUUAUUUUGAUCUGCAAUUCGCGCGUUUAUUUAUGAGGUCCUGGGAUAACCAAUCUAUAUUCCCGAGUGUUCAAUAUGUCUGACGACGACUGCGAUAUAUUCAGUGCUGCUCGCAAACGGGCUCCAGUGAUAGCUUUGCCUAGCGAUUCCUAUAAUCCCGGCAAUGAUUCAUUCUCUAAAGAGGUGGAUUACGAUUUCAUAGAUGCCAGCCCUAAGAAGUCGAGUAGGACCAGCAAACGAAAGCAAUUGGCAGCGCCCCGGGAAAAGACCCAGAUAAAUGACGUUGGUCCUUCGCCCCCAAAACAGAAUAAACUAAAUCAAGCAGAGUCGGAAAAGGACGAAGAGGAUGGCCCACAACGAGCCUUGACCCCCGUCUCAAAGUUGAUUCAGGAGAUGGAGCAGAAACAUGUCAUGAAGGGAGACGCCCGGUUUGUCCUGGACGUAGAACAGAACGAAGCCAAAAAAAGUGACAUAGUUCCUGUGGCCAGACGCACUCGCUCCUCUAAAGGCAAGUUGGAUACACAGCCCCCCCCUGUGGAUAUCAGUGUGGUGAUGCCCACCAAGGAGAAGACCAAGAAGGGAGGCAGGAAAAAGGCGACAACACAAACAGAGAUUAGCGUGGAAACUGUACCCGCAUCUGUUGUCUCCUCCUUAGACAGCAUUGUGGCCACUUUCAACAGCAGACGAAAGGCGGUGGCCGAAAUAGCCGCCCGCUCUAAGGUGGUGGAUAGUAUCGACCUGGUAUCAGCGGUAGCUCCGCGAGUGGAGGGCUUUGUAAAUCUCAACUCGGAUGAUGAAGGUGAAGCCCCUGCACCCGUGGAUGAAGCAAACAUCUUUGAUAAUGAUAACCCCACCAUAGAAGUAGCACUGUCUUGGGCGGGCGAGAUUCAGAUCUACAAACUGCGGCAGCACCAAAAGUUUAAGCACAUGUUCAAGGAAGUGGCCGAACGCAACGAAGUGGAUGAGAAUGAUAUCUCUGUAGAUAUGUACUACAAUUUCAUAGGGCCCGACGACACGCCACAUAGCAUUGGUCUCAAAUCCUUUCAUACGCUCAGUGGUCAUGCAACAAAGUCCAACAAUAAUAACGACAAAAAGUUGGCUGCCAAAGACGAAAACAAUCCACAAGCCCUAUCCCGGAAACCCAAAAAAUUCCAACUUAAAGUCCAAGCUGAUAAAUGGAAACACCCUAUGGUUAUGCCUAUGAAGAAAAAAGAUAACUUCAAAAUGUUAUACAUCAAGUGUGCUGAAGAGCUAAACUGUGAUGCUCGCCUCAUAAAAUUAUUUUUCGAUGGCGAACUCUUGGAUCCGGAGGAUACGCCCAAAAACCAGGAUAUGGAGGGCAAUGAACUGAUUGAUCUUCAAAUAAAGUCCUAAUUUUUAAGCAAGUUUUAAGUUCUCCAAAAAAUACUCUUAAAUUGUUUAUAGUUAAUCACUCAUUGCUGUGCAAAAUCUGAAAUUUUAUUUGUUUAAUAUGAAGAUGUUCUGUGUAUAAAUGCGUUAAAUGUAGUUAUAUUUAUUAAGAGAAUAUUGUAAUUUUAGACCCAUGAUAAAGGAUUUAUAGGUCUAGGGGGAAUUCAUAAUAUCGGCUUACUAUGUACUAGAUCUAAAGAAUAGCCAUACAUAAAAUUUCUUUCUGCUUUUCAUAAAGAAUGAUAGGAUGCUUACGAAAUGCCCUG